Molecule: messenger RNA, 1668 nt
Organism: Fibroporia radiculosa
Lineage: Eukaryota; Fungi; Basidiomycota; Agaricomycetes; Polyporales; Fibroporiaceae
Exons: 4
Coding region: 1-1668 (555 amino acids)
Source: RefSeq, a predicted model, not a curated record
AUGGCUACUUAUUCUCUAAAUACUACAGACAGGAUUGCCGCGCUAGAGAAGGAGUUAUUCCAGCUCAGGAAAAGGAACAAAGUUUUCGAUGGGAUCAAGUUACCCACAUUAAAGAAACCGAUACAGGGAGUUCCAAAGAUCCUCGUCCGUGAGCCCAAUGAGACCGCUUCAAGGGUUGCUCUUGCAGCACCAGUCACUUGUGCAGUGGCUCCGAGUUCUUCGUCCCAGUCAACAUCACCCUCGCCGCCACCAUUGCAGCCGGUGGCCUCAACUAAACAUCCGUUCACAGCAGCCAGAGACGCUACUUAUGCUCUGCCCAACCUUCAAAACUUCGAUGCGGCUCUAAAAGCAAACCCCGACAAGGAGAAGGAACCAUCCUACCGCACGCUCACUCCGGCAUACCGACCCAAGAUGAUCAAGAAAGUAUUCGAACGAUCAAUGAAGAGCCCCUUUGUAACGUUGUCACCGGAGGAAUUACUUUCUAUCUCGCCUGACUUGCGAUCGAAAUACCACGACUUGGAGGUUCCCGAUGAGUCAGUCUCGAAGAUCGACGUACAUUCGCUCACUUGUCAUAGAGAUCCGCUAAGUCCCAACGCUACUAUUCUACCCGAUCCCUAUGAGAGCUAUUUAAAGUGUCUUCUGAACGGGGUGCUUGGAGCUAAUCUCACAGUUGUGAAGGAGUCAAACGCCAUCCGAUACAUUGAAGCAUUAAUUGACAACCAGCAGUGCAUCAAAUGCAUUAUCGAUCCCAGUUCACAGAUCAUCGCUAUGUCGCAGGAGAUAUGCCACAUGCUCGGGCUAGCCUACGACCCAAUGAUUAAGCUAAACAUGCAAUCGGCGAACAGGACUAUGGACCAGUCCCUUGGGUUGAUUCAUAAUCUUCCCAUGCAGAGCAUCGUGAAAAACUUCAGCAACAAAGAUCAAACAAUCACCCUCGUCUGCCCGAAUUUGGGCAAAACUAUGACCGUCCCGACGAAGCCCCAAGGCAAGCCCCGAUUCAUGGGCAAAGUGGCGGUGGUAAUUGAGUAUGAUGACACUGGAGAUCCUCAUAUAACUUCAUACGCCACGAUACCCUCGAUUCAGAACGAACAGACUAUUCCUGCUCUCUAUCUCUCUGCCUGUGAUGAUGUUUUUCCUUACUUACAGUCUCUGUACACUAAAGACGCCUCGAAUACCUCAAGCACGUCCGCUGAUGCCGCAACUUGGGCUUCAAGCUUUCUAGCAGCCGCCGAUUUCCCGAUUCCCAAGCCUCGGCCAGUAGUUCCUCAUAGUAUCUCUGUCUUCUCACAAGCACCUAGUGCGACCUCAAAAUUGUCAUUGUCUCCUUCUGUUUCACCUCACAAUAUUUCUUUGAUUUCUUCUCCAAACCUCGUAAAUGCCCCAAUAAAAUCCCAGAACUCCUACGAUACCAUUUCAUUUGAUUUGGACUUACCAAAAUUGAUGCCUGUAGAUGCCGACAGCGACGACGAAGACAAAGAACCGAUAUACGAAUCAUUUGCAGGCACGAAGUAUAAACCAGUGGCCUUGAAGACUUGGCUGGUCCUCGGGGCCGUCGACGAACAGUUUCGUAUUUGGCGCAACAUCAAGGGCAAUCCCCUCGAAACCAUACCAAAACUCUCGAAGCACCCACUGUUACAGCUUCGAGGGGGGUUUUCUUUCUUUUCCUAA